This is a messenger RNA of Eimeria mitis, 1893 nucleotides long. RefSeq lists its product as uncharacterized. The record is from RefSeq and is a predicted model, not a curated record. NCBI's taxonomy places the organism in Eukaryota, Apicomplexa, Conoidasida, Eucoccidiorida, Eimeriidae. The coding region runs from base 1 to 1893 and encodes 630 amino acids. The transcript is spliced from 5 exons.
AUGUGUGUAAGACAGGAGAAGCACCUACAACAGCAGCAACAGCAGCAGCAACGGCAGCUACUGCUGCUGCUGCUGCUGCUGGGGCCCCUCAAGGCAGUGCUUGGGGUCGUAUACAGAAGACAAACAGAUACAGCAGCGCGGGUACCGGCGGAUGUGUGUAAGACAGGAGAAGCACCUACAACAGCACACCCGCAGCAGCAGCAUAAUGCUGCUGCUGCUGCUGCUGCUGCUGCUGCAGCAGCAGCAGCAGAUACAGCAGCGCGGGUACCGGCGGAUGUGUGUAAGACAGGGGAAGCACCUACAACAGCAGCAGCAGCAACAGCAGCAGCAGCAACUGCUACUGCUGCUGCUGCUGCUGCUGGGGCCCCUCAAGGCAGUGCUUGGGGUCGUAUACAGAAGACAAAGACGGAGACAGGAAGAGCAGCAGCAGCAGCAGCAGCAACAGCAGCAGCAGCAGCUCCAGCAGCAGCAGCAGCAGCAGGUGUAAAAGGCUGGGGAGCUGCUGAUUUGGAUGACAUGAAUUUGCUUGAGGACUGUUCAACUACCCAGCAGCAGCAGCAGCAGCAGCAGCAGCAGCAGCAGCAGCAGCAGGUUUUGCUGCAGCAGGAGUUGCAGCAGCUACAACUGCAGCAGCAGCUGCUAGAGGAUUGUUUGUCUCUGCAGGUACCCUCUCCCUCUGCAGCAGCUCCAGCAGCAACAGCAGCAGCAGCUGCUGAUUUGGAUGACAUGAAUUUGCUUGAAGACUGUUCAACUACCCAGCAGCAGCAGCAGCAGCAGCAGCAGCAGGUGUUGCUGCAGCAGGAGCUGCAGCAGCUACAACUGCAGCAGCAGCUGCUAGAGGAUUGUUUGUCUCUGCAGGUACCCUCUCCCUCUCUGUGCCCUGCUAAGAGGGGGCCCCCCGGGGGCCCCCCCCCAAAUAUAUCUUCUAAGGUACUGAAGGUAAGCAGGGAGAGGCCCGCAGCAAGUGAUGCAGCAGCAGCAGCAGCAACAGCAGCAGCAGCAGCAGCAGCAGCAGCAGCGGGAACAGGUGGAGCUGCAGCAGCACUUGCUGCUGCAGCAGGAAAAGAUCCAGCAGAAGCAGCAGCACUGCUGCUUGAGGCGGAGAUGUCGCUUAUGCGCCGCAUCUCGGGUCUCCUCAGCAGCAGCAGCAGCAGCAGCAGCAGCAACAGCAGCAGCAGCAGCAGCAGCAGCAGCAAGCAACGUAGUAUACAGGAGAGAGAAACGCCAGCAGCAGGCAGCGGUUUGGGGUGUAUGUCCACUGUCUCAGCUCUUAUGCGCCGCAUCUCGGGUCUCCUCAGCAGCAGCAGCAGCAGCAGCAACAGCAGCAGCAGCAGCAGCAGCAGCAGCAGCAGCAAGCAGCGUAGUAUACAGGAGAGAGAAACGCCAGCAGCAGGCAGCGGUUUGGGGUGUAUGUCCACUGUCUCAGCUCGAGCGUUGCAAGACCCACUGCAGCAGCAGCAGCAGCAGCAACUGCAGCAGCAGCAGCAGCAGCAGCAGCAGCAGCAGCAGUUGCUGUUUGUGAACGGGGGAAGUAUGUAUGAUGGGGUGUCUGCGGAUACACCCGAGCGUGUCUCCUCUUCUCUUCUUUUCUCUUCUCCUACAACUACCACAUUUACAUCUCCUUCUCUUUCUGUCUCUGCUGCUGUUUCUUUAGGGGGUGCAGCAGCAGCAGCAAAGCACUCGGUUGCUGCUGCUGCUGCUGCUGCUGCUGCAGCAGAAGCAGCAGCAGAUGAGUUCUUCCAGCCCUCUACAGCAGCACCAGUAGCAGCAGCAGCUACUGCAGCAGCAACAGCAGCUGCUGCUCCUGCAGCAGCUGCAGCAGCUGCAGCAGCAGCAGCUACUGCAGCACCAGCAGCAGCUGCAGCAGCAGCAGCAGCAGUCUAUCAUACGUAG